Molecule: messenger RNA, 915 nt
Organism: Guyanagaster necrorhizus
Lineage: Eukaryota; Fungi; Basidiomycota; Agaricomycetes; Agaricales; Physalacriaceae
Exons: 2
Coding region: 248-847 (199 amino acids)
Biological process (GO): inner mitochondrial membrane organization
Cellular component (GO): mitochondrial inner membrane
Source: RefSeq, a predicted model, not a curated record
GGCUGCUAUCAUACUGCGCACGAAGGCCGACGAUUUCACCGAAACAACGAAAUCUAACUUUUCUCAGUUGGGCGCACAGUUGAACAAAGUCACUGGAUAUGAAGAGAUUGAGGUGCUUAAACGUCAGGUGGUAGAACAAGGUGCGUAGGCACGAAUAAAAGCUACGCGACAGGCACGUCGGGACGCAAAACUUGCCUAUGACAAAGCCGUGGCACAGCGAUCCAAUUCCCAACGAGAAGUCAACGACAUGCUACAGCGUAAACAUACGUGGAACGACAACGACGUCCUCCGGUUUACUGCUGUUGUUAGGGAGGACCACACGAUUGAGCAUGAGGAGGCCCGAGCAAAAGCCGCUGUAGACGACUCGGAGGCGGCCCUAGACAGGGAGUUUAGCGAGCUCAUGCGGGCGAUUCUGGGAAGAUACCACGAAGAGCAGGUUUGGUCCGAUAAAAUCCGAAGUGCAUCGACAUACGGGCAGCUCACGGUUUUAGCGCUCAACUUGUUGGUGUUUAUCAUGGCCAUUCUGUUUGUCGAACCGUGGAAGAGACGGCGGCUGGCACAGACGUUCGAGAAGAAGACGGAGGAGUUGAGUAAGGAGGCGAGGGAGGCCACAGAAGUGGGGUUGGCAGAGAUUAGGAAGGAGUUGGAGGAGCAGGUCAGGGUUUUGACAGUGCUUGCAGAGAAUACACUUAGAUUGGAGAAGGAGAGAGAAGAGGCCUCUAAACGGGAGCGUAUGACCACGAAGGUCGUCGAGCCACGUCCUCUGUAUUGGGACCAGGCAAUCGUCUCGGGCGCGGUUGGCGCAUUUGCUGCAGCAGCUUUUGGUUGGCUUUGCUUCAGUCGGUAAUGCAUCAUAAUCUACCAUACCAUCGUAUGCUCUGAAACUAAAUGUUCACAUGUUACAACGUCGUGGAG